Molecule: messenger RNA, 2126 nt
Organism: Stomoxys calcitrans (stable fly)
Lineage: Eukaryota; Metazoa; Arthropoda; Insecta; Diptera; Muscidae
Product: aquaporin AQPcic-like
Exons: 3
Coding region: 746-1528 (260 amino acids)
Biological process (GO): transmembrane transport
Cellular component (GO): plasma membrane
Molecular function (GO): water channel activity
Source: RefSeq, a predicted model, not a curated record
UCAUUCCAAAAGCGCAAUCCCAGACCGUAACGUCAAACACCAUACCAUCAACCUGACUGUUGUGUGUGGGAAUCUCUUGAGUUUAGUUGCGAGUUCACCUGCCAACCUUUCGCAUGCCAUAGAAGACUCACGCUUUUGGAGGAGUCGACAACGCUUUACGAAUCACCAACCCGGCCAAUCGUUUGCAGGCUUUAGCCAGGGCACCCAUAAAUAAAUGAAUGGAACCGGCAAAUGUCUACUCUCAGGAAGAUACCCAUUCAUUGAAAAGAUAAAAACAAGAAAAACGCGCAAAAAACUGAUUCUUAACAAUUGAAGAAUAACGAACAAAAAAAAAGAGAAUAUAAAAGCACCUCUCCAUUGUCAUAAAUAUUAAAUUGCCCAGCGAGUGCGAAUCAAGGGAGAGAGAAAAAAAAAUCCCCUACUAUGAAAUAAAAAUCAACUAGACGCUGCUCAUUGCCACUAAGGUUUAAACGUUGAUUACAUAGACGCGAAACGAUACAGACUUCAGACAUUCGCAUUGCGCUUCAUUAAAAUCGCCUUCGCCGCCACUGAGUUUAAAAAAUCUCUCGCAAGUGAUAAAAGACCUCAUUUUGAGAUAGAAUCCAGAAUCGAGCUGGUGUUUUGUGAGUGACGUGAUAGCAAAAAAACCAAAACCCAAAUCGUAUUAUUACACAGUUCAUAUCAAUAAAAAAAAAAGUAAAAAUACACUCAAAUCAUAGAAAGCCACUUUAAUAGGGACGUCAACAUGAAAUUUGCACUAUGUUACAAAAGUUCACCGGCGGGUAAUACUCUAUGGGAUAAAACUUGCUGGUUUAUAGCCGAAUUUAUAGGUACCGCAAUGCUGAUAUUUCUGGGAUGCAUGGGGUGCAUGGAAUCCGAUCUCUUUCCCAGCAAUAAUCUGACGCGUUCCCUUAACUUUGGUUUAGUGGUCAUGAUAGUGAUUCAGUGUUUUGGCUGUUGUUCGGGAGCCCACCUUAAUCCUGCUGUAUCAUUGGCCGCUUUCGUCUACAACCUACUAUCACUUCCCAUGACCUUGGCCUAUAUGGUGGCUCAAAUACUAGGAGCAUAUUGCGGUUAUGGUCUUUUGAAACUCUUCAUGCCGGCCAAUCUCAUCCAAGUUCCAGGCAAUAACAGUGGCCUAUGUGUGACAGGAGUGAACUCAGAAAUCGAUGUUUGGCAGGGUUUGGGCAUUGAGUUUUGCAUAACAAUGGCAUUGGUGUUUGUAUGCUGCGGUGUUUGGGAUCCUCGCAAUAAACAUUCUCAGGACUCGGUAGCGCUACGCUUUGGUUUCGCUGUCGCAUGUCUUUCCAUUACGGCGGGUCCCAUUACUGGUGCCAGCAUGAAUCCCGCACGCUCCCUAGGCCCCGCCAUAUGGAACAACGAUUUUCGCAAUCAUUGGGUCUAUUGGGUGGGUCCCUUAACAGCAGCCCUAGUUGCAUCGACUCUCUACAAAAUUGUAUUUAGGCGUGAAGUUAAGGAGGUACUUGAAAACGGAUCGCUAAAAAUGAACGAAGUUCAGUGUACUUGAACCAAAGCACCAAAAUCCAAAAGAAGAAAAAAAAAAUUGUAAAAUCUUUAACAUUGCAUUGUUGUUAUUAUAAGAAAAUCUCAUUUUUAUAUCUCUCACAGUUUAUUAUGUUCCACAUUGUCAUUGUCUUUAAGAUAUACGACGCUACCAUAAAAAAUUUAGAGUAUUUGCGUAUUUAAAGACGAGCAUAUAGUCUUAAGCGUAAUCUGUUUAUUUAGAAUCUGUUUAUUUAGAAUUUAAGUCAACACUUGUACGAGUAUGUUAUAGCCUUUUUUGUUAAAAUUAGAUUUAAGAGUGAAAUAAAUUCCGUAUUCGAAGGAAAGACGAUACAGGCAUAUGUUUAUUACCCCUACAACACAAUUCUUGUCACAUAACGUUUGUUAUAAAUCUCUAAGAUAAGACCAACCGAGCAGAAAUCAUAUAAAACAUACACACACUAUUGUUACCAUUAUGAAACUACUGUAAAAGCCAGUUGUAAAUUUCCAAGUUCAUUGGGCAACCUUUUGCUUAAAAUAUAGCUAAGUGUAUAUGUUUGAAUAAAUAUUUGUAGAAAUGUUUACAAAUUUGGCAAAAAUAUAGAACAACACUUUAUUCAAUA